AGUAAAUUUCACGUGUUGUUGUGUACAUGCUGGUGUUGUUGUUACUGGUUGCUAUGCUAACUAGACAUUCAGCAAUACUAUCGGAAUAACAUUAUUUCACAGUAUCUCACUCCUGUUUCUGUAUAAACCGCGGAAGUGCUUUUGUAAAAUGAAAGUGGUCGCGUUGAUAAGUGGGGGCAAAGACAGCUGCUACAACAUGAUGCAGUGUGUUGAUGCAGGACACAGGAUCGUAGCUCUGGCCAACCUGCGCCCAGCCAACACAGAUGAGCUGGACAGCUACAUGUACCAGACGGUUGGUCACCAGGCCAUAGACCUGUACGCGGAGGCCAUGGAGCUGCCCCUGUACAGACGCACCAUCCGGGGGGCCAGCCUGAACACGGGCAGGGACUACAGGGAGACAGAGGGGGACGAGGUGGAGGACCUCUAUCAGCUGCUGCUCACGGUCAAGGAAAAGGAGGGCGCGGAGGCCGUGUCUGUGGGAGCCAUUCUGUCUGACUAUCAGAGGGUCCGAGUGGAAAAUGUGUGCAUGCGUCUGGGCCUGCAGCCCCUGGCCUUCCUUUGGCGCCGCGACCAGGAGACACUGCUCUCCGACAUGAUAUCAGCUGACCUCCACGCCCUCCUCAUCAAAGUGGCCGCUUUAGGCCUGGAUCCUGAGAAGCACUUAGGCCAACCCCUGGCUGCCAUGGAGCCCUAUCUGAACCAGCUCCACAGGAAGUACGGCAUCCACGUGUGUGGGGAGGGCGGGGAAUACGAGACCUUCACCCUCGACUGCCCGCUCUUCAAGAAAAGAAUCGUUAUUGAUGCCAUGGAGACGGUGAUCCACUCUGCCGACGCCUUCGCCCCGGUCGGCUACCUCCGCUUCACCGGAAUGCACACGGAGAACAAGGACGACGUGAGUCCAGCAUUACAGUUAGCUCAUGUCAUCCCUCCAUGCUCGGGUGGCGGGGCUGGGCCCCUUCCUUCUUGUCCUUGCCAGAGCGCCAUCGACAGAAUGACAGAGGAGGCAGAAUAUGCUGAUCAAGCCCAAGACAUCCAGCUAGAAUUUACAUCAAACGCCGACCUUAGUUGUCAGUCGGGCCGUGGUCACCCCCCCUCCUGCUCUCCCAGGACAUCCAGAGGAUACCAGUGGUUCUCGGGGGCUCACAGCCCAGACCCCGGAAUCCACAACCAGACCAUGGCUGCUUUACACUGUGAGCUGGAGACGAGAGGUUGGCAGAUGACGCACGUCGUCCUGCUCCACCUGUACGUGAGGAGCAUGGAGGACUUCAGCGCCAUCAACGCCGUCUACAGGACGCACUUCGGUCACAACCCUCCAGCCAGGGUGUGUGUGCAGGCCCCUCUGCCCCCUGGCCAGCUCCUCCAGGUGGACUGCCUGCUGCAGGACUGGCCCCAGCCGGCCCCUGAGAAGGAGGAGGAGAAGGAAGAGGAGGACUCCUUCCACCAGAGAGAGGCCCUGCACGUCCAGAGCCUGUCCCACUGGGCCCCCGCCAACAUCGGGCCCUACAGCCAGGCCCUCAGGGUGGACGAGGCUGUGUUCUGUGCCGGCCAGAUCGCCCUGGUCCCCUGCUCCAUGCAGCUGGUGAAGGCCGGCGUCGGGCCCCAGGCCCGGCUCUCCUUCAGCCACGUGGAGAAGGUUCUGGAAGCGGUGGUGAGCGACCUGACGCUGGCCCACGUCCUCCAGGCCCACUGCUACGCCACGCGGAGCCGGGACGUCGCCGCCAUCAGGGAGGUCUGGGAGAGCAAGCUGAGGACAGCAGCAAGCCACGAGGAGCUAUCCGGGGAGCCAGAGGUCCAACGUGCACCUUUAGUGGUCGCCGUGGUGCCCGCCUUGCCAAGGGGCGCAGCCGUCGAGCUCCACGUCACCGCCGUCCUCGACACCCUCGAGGAACGGACUUCCUGUCACAUGACCACGGAGUUGGCAUGUGGUUCCAUAGAGUGCUGGGGCCUGGUGUCCAGCACCAGCCUGUGUGCCACCCUCUCCCUGGCCCUGUCGGUGCCCAGCGCAGCGCCCGCGCCCGCAGACACGGAAGAGAUUCUCCGGGCACUGUGUGCCACCUUCCAGAGGGCCACGCAGAAGAUGGCCGCUGGGCUAACUCCGCUGUGUGCCAGGGUGUUCUACAAGUGCGGCCACUCCCUGUCUGGACGCCUGGUCGCAGGCCUGGAGGAAUGUUUGAGGAUGACCCUAGAUCAGUCCAGUCCAGCUGUAGUGCUGGUUCCAGUUCUGGACCUGCCCGACUCCCUGAUCCUCCACCUGUCCUGCUGGCUCAGUCUGUAGACUCAGCGAGAGAGAGUACAUCCACACAGAGAGACUGUUGGACGGUUCUGGGCCUCAGCAACAGUUCUGGAGGAGAAACCACAAUGAGACCUCUUUAGACCGUGAAGAUGACCGAUUGUGCAAAUGUUUGUGUAGAUGUGAACACCAUUGUGCACACUUGAAUAGCAAAGAUGGAAACUUGAUCUUGAAGCCUUCGUCUUAUACAAUCUGUGUGUGUGUGUGCGUGUGAGUCCGCAUGUGUGAGUGCGUGUGAGUUUGGUGCGUGUGCACGUGAGUGCGUGUGCGCGUAAGCAUGUGUAUGCGUUUCCGCGCGCGCGCGCGUGUAAGCGUAGUAUGUCUAUGGAAGUGCCCAACACCAUAGCCUCUAAUCCACUGUAUCCGUCCCCUAAGCUCAGAGCAGCUGUCACGCAGGCAGCCACAGAGGAGACAGGCCUGCCCAGCAUACCAGAGGACAGGAGCCCACAGUAACCCAGAGAGAGAGAGAGAGAGAGAGAGAGAGAGAGAGAGAGAGAGAAACAGUAGGGGUAUCUCUGACCAGACACACAUCCCUUGGCUCAUCCCUGGAUCUCCUGCUGUUAGUGCCGGAGUCACGGCAGCUCCACCACCACCACUACCACACCAGCUGUGCUGUGCAGAGAGGCAGCCCAUGGCCUGGCGAGGUGGCCCGGCCUGCUGGUCUGCUCCGUGGUGGGAGGAGAGCAGGGGGCCUUUGUUUGUUUCUCCCUCAUGCUCCACAGCUCAAAGACGUGUUAUUAUAGAGUAAUAGGCAAUCAGGAGCAAGCCACCUGAAGAGAUUAAGGCUCCUCAUAGUCCCCAUCGAUUCGAAGGCUUCUCUGGUUAAUAGGAAAGGGACGUUCCCCGCACAGCUGCAGGGCAAGGUCCUCCUGGGUGGGUGUGUGUGUGUGCAUAUACCUGUGUGUGCGCUUGUGUGUGUGUGUGUGUGAUCACAAGUGGUGUGAUUGUGUGGGAAGAAAACAGUGCCAUUAACUAUUGCUUCUGGAACAUUUCGUUUUCUCAAAGAUCGCGAACCAUAUUAUUGACGAGCUCAAUUGGAAUGCGCCUUCGCCCAGGCUCCUCCCUCCAUUGUGUUGGAGACGGAGGGCACGGAGAGGGGGUAUUGAUCCGCACCCAUCUGCCUGCCGCUCUCAGCACUGUUAUCAAAAAUUGAACAAUAGCGACAACCAACGGAGCCUGAAGAUUUGCUUUACUUGUUUUCUAUCGGAGGUCGAUAAAUUUAAAAACAAACAAGCAAUUGUCCAUGAGGGCGAUAGCACCAUAAAUAUCCACGUUAAGUUCAGUAUUGUGAUUUACCUCGAGGUCAGGGCAAAGUGUAUCAGGGGAACUCCCACAGUAUCAGUAGCAGGAGCUGGUUUCAGCUGGCUAUAUCUAUGUGUUGUACUUGUUGUGUUUGGGUUAGAGCUGUCUCAUUAAAAUGCUGAACACAUGGGAGUCGUCCACACUUUUCUUCUCUAUUGAACUUAUUGAACUUGAGUCCAAAGCUAUGUAUAAGGAAAAUAUAUUUCAUGUUCAAGAGGAGCCAGGGACCUCGCUGUGUACUGCAGGACUCGGGGUUAACUUGACUGCAGCGGACACCACUGUGGUAUUGAGACACAUUGUUGUGGUCGUGGUACAGUAUGUGUGGAAAAAAAAACCAAGUGAAAAACAACAACUGGGAGCAAUCUUUCGGUUAGUCUGUGGCACUGAGGCCUCUAAAUGGGUGUGCCACACACGCAGCCAGACAACCACUUGUCGAUGAGCACAACAAAUACUAGUAUGUUCUUCAGGCAGACAAACACAGCCACCGCCACAAGAAUGCAGUCUUCCUCCUAACAUAACCAGUGUGUCUAAGCUACUCUUCAGCAUCUGUAUUUCUUUUGUUUCCACAACCACCACGUCGCCUCAGAAAUAUGAAUAAAGACAGGAUGACAUUUCGUUUUU
Molecule: messenger RNA, 4213 nt
Organism: Osmerus eperlanus (European smelt)
Lineage: Eukaryota; Metazoa; Chordata; Actinopteri; Osmeriformes; Osmeridae
Gene: dph6
Product: diphthamine biosynthesis 6
Exons: 15
Coding region: 149-2275 (708 amino acids)
Biological process (GO): protein histidyl modification to diphthamide
Molecular function (GO): diphthine-ammonia ligase activity
Source: RefSeq, a predicted model, not a curated record